This is a messenger RNA of Salvia miltiorrhiza (redroot sage), 1199 nucleotides long. RefSeq names its product GDSL esterase/lipase At2g40250-like. The record is from RefSeq and is a predicted model, not a curated record. The transcript is spliced from 3 exons. NCBI's taxonomy places the organism in Eukaryota, Viridiplantae, Streptophyta, Magnoliopsida, Lamiales, Lamiaceae. Gene Ontology annotation, molecular function: hydrolase activity, acting on ester bonds. Bases 53 to 1153 code for a protein of 366 amino acids.
GUUAAUUUGCAUCAAUCACUGUGAGUUGAAUUAAUUAAUACACAUAAUUAAAAUGGAGAAAAAUAGCUAUCUUCUCAUAGUCUUCCUCCUCCUCCUCUCCAUCACAAUUCCACCGGCGGCGGCGGCGGAGAAGCCAUGCGCCAUAUACGCCUUCGGCGACACCGUCUUCGACGCCGGCAACAACAACAAGCUCGCCACCGUCUGCCGUGCCAACCACAAGCCCUACGGCGUGGACUUCCCCGGCGGCAGCGCGACGGGCAGGUUCAGCAACGGGAAGCUGCCGGGAGACAUCCUGGCCGCCGAGCUGGGCAUCAAGGACCUGCUGCCGGCGUACGCGGAGGCGGCGGAGGAGGCGGACGAGCUGCUGACGGGCGCCACCUUCGCGUCGUCAUGCUCGGGCUUCGACGACCUCACGGCGAGGGAGGUGGGCGUGCUCAGCUUGGAUAAGCAGUUCAAGAACUUCCAGAAGGCGUUCGUGAGAGUGGAGGAGAAGUUCGGGAUCGAAAAGACGACGGCGGCGGUGAAGGGCGGCUUGUUCUUGGUCUCCGGCGGAUCCAGCGACAUGAUGGAUAAUUACUACGCGCUGCCGCUCACGAGGGCUAAGUAUUCUCUACCGGCUUACCAUGAUAAGUUGCUCAAAAAUCUUGAAGAUUUUGUCAAGAAAUUGUACAAUGUGGGUGCGAGGAGAUUAGCAGUGAUUGGGCUUCCGCCGGUGGGGUGUCUCCCCAUGGAUGUCGCCGCCAACUGCCCGCCGUCGCAGAAUGCCACUGCAAAUGCAAGCGGCGACGACUCUGUUAAGCGCAAGUGCAGAAGCCAACACAAUUUAGACGCCCAAGAAUACAACGCCAAGCUUGAAGUCCGAGUGAAGAAGAUGAUGGUGGACAUGCCAAAUAUCAAAAUUGUUUACAUGAACAUCUACAAUCCUAUCAUGGAUAUGAUCAACAUGCCCAACGAAUUUGGAUUCAAGACUACACUGAAGGGAUGUUGUGGAAGUUUAUCAGUUGAGUUGGGACCUCUGUGUAAUGUAUUUUCCGCCACGUGUCCUAAGAGAUCGGAGUAUGUAUUCUGGGAUUCAGCUAAUCCAACAGAAGCUACUUAUAAGGAUCUUACAAAGAUUUUCCAACAAAAAGUGCUUCCUCAUCUACUCCAAUAAUUGUUUUUCAUUCCAUUUAGGAAUCCUAAUCCUAGCUACCUAGAUU